AUGUCCUCAUCUACCGACCACCAGCCCGUCGACAGCCCAUUGGGUCUGCGACAGAUUCCAUACCAUUUCAGCAACGACAAUGCAGACAAAUCAGCGCUGGAGCUGGUUGAGGCACUUGAUGCAGAAUGGAAGGAAGCAGAAGGACCCGUCGUCUUUGUGAGGUUCACCGACGGCAUCACGAACACGUUGACUAAGGCCACAAAGAAGCGACCCGGACGAACCGAGUCCGAGAUCGACGAGGAGGCAGUGUUGAUACGAGCAUAUGGGAAAGGCACAGAUGUGCUGAUCGACCGAGAACGAGAGCUCAGAGCACACAAUCUGCUAGCCAACGUUGGCUUGGCUCCACCGCUGCUGGCGAGAUUCGAUAACGGUAUCAUGUACCGAUUCAUCCAAGGAGAUGUCUGUUCACCAGAAGAUCUGCGGAAGCCUGAGGUAUACAGAGCUGUCGCGAAGAGACUUGGGCAAUGGCAUGGCAGUCUGCCCAUAUCGGCUAUAACCUCCACGCCAAGCCUGGAGGCCGCACAGUUGGAUAAGCAUUGCGGUUUGAAGAACGUGAUGCAACAAUGGAUCGAUGCACUACCGCACGGCACAGAGCAAGAAAGGGAGCGCAACAAGAUGCUCGACAAGGAGCUUGUAUGGCUAUCAGAAAAGCUUGGCGACACCCCUGGCAUUAUUGAUGGACUGAACUACAUCUUUGGCCAUUGCGACCUCCUUUCGGGCAAUGUGAUUGUACAACGAGAACCUGGCUCAGAAAGCAGCAAUGGCGACACAAAGAAGAAGGAGAAAACAGCAUCCUUCAUCGACUACGAGUAUGCGACACCCUCACCCGCAGCCUUCGACAUAGCCAACCACUUCGCCGAGUGGGCUGGGUUCGACUGCGACCACACCGCCGUGCCAACCAGAUCACAACGGCUGGAAUUCAUGAAAUCCUACGUUGGAUCUUUCCGCUUUCACUCGAUAUCAGAUAAUGACAAUCUGGCGAUAGAUAUAGAUCUGCAUAAUGAUGUUGUGACUUUAAUGCAGCAGGUGGAUCUGUUCAGAGGCGUUCCAGGCUUCUAUUGGGGCAUCUGGGCGUUGAUACAGGCGACUAUCAGUCAGAUCGACUUCGACUAUGCUACUUAUGCUGAUCUGAGGCUUGGAGAGUACUGGAGUUGGAAAGGAGAAAUGGAUGGAUCGAGGACGAGAGAAGGGCGAGAAAUGAGUGUCAGGGAAAGGCGAUGGGCAGAAGAAUGA
This is a messenger RNA of Recurvomyces mirabilis, 1233 nucleotides long. RefSeq lists its product as uncharacterized. The coding region runs from base 1 to 1233 and encodes 410 amino acids. Gene Ontology annotation, cellular component: cytoplasm. Gene Ontology annotation, biological process: phosphatidylethanolamine biosynthetic process. Gene Ontology annotation, molecular function: ethanolamine kinase activity. The record is from RefSeq and is a predicted model, not a curated record. NCBI's taxonomy places the organism in Eukaryota, Fungi, Ascomycota, Dothideomycetes, Mycosphaerellales, Teratosphaeriaceae. The transcript is spliced from 2 exons.